GGGUCGCCGACGGAGGAGGAGACGACGCCGCUGGAGGAACGGCUGGUAGCCGAGGGAGAAUACGCGCCGCUUCACGACGAGAACUCGAUGCAGAUGCUUCAGCUGACCGACAACGAUGCGUACAACAACAGCCUUAAGGGACGACUGCUGCGGAGUCAGGCCCUCCGUGACGACGCCUCGCCUCCCCCGCCAGAUCUCGAGGCUGCGCUGCUCGCCGAGAGAGCCGCCGAGAAGGCGGAGAAACACGAGAGGGCCAAGCAUCGGCACCCGCGCCUCAACAAGCAGAGCAGCUCACAGAAAAGCAACGAAGAUCACUCGCCGGCCCUGUCCCGAGAUUCGAGCACAGAAGCCUACACAGACUCAACAGGGAUCGACCUUGAAGAGUUCAUCUCAAUGACCUUGCACAAGAAUCCGAAUGAUCGGCGCGUGCUGCUCAAGUUGGAACAGGACAUGACGUCGUUGGUCAAAGACACGAAGCGGCAGUUGAUGAAGUUCCAGCCGAUGAGUUCGUACCACCGCAUGCUCGUUCACCGCGUCGCAGCCUACUUCGGACUCGAACACAACGUCGACAGCACGGGCACAUCCGUAGUCGUGAACAAAGCAAAGAACACGCGAGUACCAGAGAACAAGUUCAGGCAGCUGAUAAGAGACGAUUCGUUGGGAGAUGAGCCCAAGCGACUCCUGAAGCGGGAAGGAGCAGGCAGCGGAGGCAGCUUUGGCAGUAGCUUUGAGGAUGGCAAGGGGACGCACAGCCCUGGAAGGCAGUCGUCGACGGAAAGCAUGAGGAGGAACAAGUCGAUCGAGGAACGAGAAGAGGAGUACCAAAAAACCAGAGCUAGAAUAUUUAAUCAGGAUCAGGUAGCGUCCCCUAGUCAGGUGGCUACGAACGGCGGCGGAGCAGUGGUCAGCGGUGGGGAGGUGGCGCCACCGCAGCCGCAGAUGCUGACGCCGCCGACGGUCGUGCCGCAGGCCGGACAGUUCAUCUGGGCCGUCUCGAACCUGGAGUCGAUACCGCCGGGGGCCGUGUUGAUCAAUCCACAGACAGAGUCACUAGGUUGUGAUAAACCGACAUACGCCACAGCGCCGACGCUGUUCAUGCCAAAGCCUCACUCGCAGCACGUCACGCCCGCCAGCUCCACCAGCCAAUCGCCACAGCCGUCUGGACGCCAGUCACUCAGCCCGCGUGUAGAGCAGGUAGCGUCCCCUAGUCAGGUGGCUACGAACGGCGGCGGAGCAGUGGUCAUCGGUGGGGAGGUGGCGCCACCGCAGCCGCAGAUUUUGACGCCGCCGACGGUCGUGCCGCAGGCCGGACAGUUCAUCUGGGCCGUCUCGAACCUGGAGUCGAUACCGCCGGGGGCCGUGUUGAUCAAUCCACAGACAGGUGAGUUAGUUCCACCUAGUACUGUGCUGGUCAACCCACGAAGAGGUGAGUUGGAGUCUGCGGGCGAUGCACCUGUACAGUAUCAGCACCUGCACAUGACGCAUUCACAGUCUCCCGACAGCUCGGUCGACUAUCAUCCACAACAGAUGGCGCCACACGUGCCUCAGCAGCCGUUCCCAUGGCCGGGCAUGCGCAUGCCUGUCGUCUCCGUUUAUGCACCUAACGGCCAACACCACCCUCACCAACAGCAGCAGCAGCAGCAGCAGCAACAACAACAACAGCAGCAACAACAGCAGCAACAGAUGCAAGGGCCUCCACAGGUGUAUCAGUACGCGGCGGCGGCCAACAGUGGAGCUAUGCACUCUAGUCAGCAGCAGCAGCAGCAGCAGGUCAAGUACAUGUACCCGAUGGGUCAUGUACCGCAGCCAGUCAGCGUGCUAUCCCAGCAUGCACUGGCGGAGAACGGGUCGCAGGGGCGACCGCCGCAGCCUCCGACGGCCGGACCGCAGUACAUAGGGUAUCCAGUGGUGAACUACUCACAGUCACAACCACUGCAGCAGCCUGCUCACAUACAAGCAGCCCAGCAGCAACAGCAGCAGCAGCAACAACAGCAGCAACAGCAACAACAGCAGCACCACCACCAACAACAGCAGCAUCAGCAGCCAAACCCUGUGUCAGAACAGGCCUAUGUAGGUGGCGCCGUCUAUGGGCCUUCCACCCAACCAGUCUAUCAACAGGUGGCGAUGGCGCCGGGCUACUAUGCGUCGAGCAUGAGCGCGCCCGCGUCGGCGGCGGCGGCGGCGUACGGUCUUCAGUCUCCCGCCGCCGUCCCCGCUGGCUACUACAGCGCCCCCAUGACGACGUCCGUGCAAGUCGUGCCGAGCAUAGCCUACUCCGGCGGCGGCGGCGGCGGCGGCUAUCGCAUGCAGACGUCGGCGCCACCUAGGGUGAUCGGGAACGGAACCAACGCGCCCAUAGCCCAGCAGACGCACGCGAUGAUGCAACAGCAACCGGUGACGCCACCUAUUGGGCAGCAGCAGUUUGCCUACCCGGCAGCGGCGGCGGCAGCAGCGUACAUGCAUCCGCAUGCGCAGCCGGGGGCGGCGGCGGCGGCGAUGGCCCCCGUGCAGCACUACGGCGCCGCCGCAAUCCCAGCGUACCCUGUGAUACGUCAGGUGGCGCCGCCUGGAGGCGUCGCCGCCGCGCAGGCCAAGAUGGUCGGCGACAAGGUCGGAUUCGUCGGAGGACAGCACAUCGCCGCCGGCAGAGUCGGGUAUGAGUACGGCCCGCAUCAGUCGCUCGUCGCGGGGAUGCAGAAGAUGAAUGUGAUGCAGCCACGCCGACCCGUCUCCACGACGACCUUCAUCCGACCGGCCUACGCACAAGGUUCCGUGCUGUCGACGCCCGCCUGCGCUCUGGAAGUGUACGACUAUCCAGAGAGCAUCACCUGCCUCGACAUGGAGGUGAUGCUGCGAGACCUCACCGAGAUGGGCUGUCACAUCCAGUUCCUGCAGGAGCCGGGAGGCGUGCCCGUCAGCUACAAGUCGUACAAGGUGUCGGCGCAGACGAGUACUGUGUUAGCGACGUUCGACACGGAGGCGGCCGCCCAGGGUGCGCUGCGGCAGUCGGCGAAGUGCGCGCGCUACAAACUGCGCUUGUCCCAACGCAGGGGCGUCGAUUCCAGAUGA
Molecule: messenger RNA, 3069 nt
Organism: Priapulus caudatus
Lineage: Eukaryota; Metazoa; Priapulida; Priapulimorpha; Priapulimorphida; Priapulidae
Product: cAMP-regulated phosphoprotein 21-like
Molecular function (GO): nucleic acid binding
Source: RefSeq, a predicted model, not a curated record